CAGAAUCAUAUUUGUGGCUCUGGUUUCUCCAUCCAAACAAAAACAACACCCAAACCUUGUCCACACCAAAAUGUUAAACUCAAAAUCCAACCACACACACACAAUUUCUCUUCCUCUCUACCAUUAACAUCGAUCAGAAAGACCGAGAGAGAGAGGGAGAAGCUGAUUGAUUAUGGCUGCUGCUUCGAUUUCUGCAAUAGGAUGUAAUCAAACUUUGAUAGGAACUUCCUUCUAUGGAGGAUGGGGAAGUUCCAUCUCCGGAGAAGAUUACCAAACCAUGCUCUCCAAGACAGUUGCGCCACCGCAACAAGCCAGAGUCUCAAGGAAAGCAAUCAGAGCAGUUCCAAUGAUGAAGAAUGUCAAUGAAGGCAAAGGCUUAUUUGCACCUCUAGUUGUUGUCACACGCAACCUAGUAGGCAAGAAGAGGUUUAAUCAGCUCAGAGGAAAAGCCAUUGCCUUACACUCUCAGGUGAUCACUGAGUUUUGCAAAUCGAUUGGAGCAGAUGCAAAACAGAGACAAGGGCUUAUCAGGCUUGCUAAGAAGAAUGGAGAGAGGCUUGGUUUCCUUGCUUAGGUCUUAAAAAGAACAAAUCUUUCUCUCUGCUUGUGUCUGAUAUAUACACUCACAACUCCUCUUGUUGUUCUUGUCUAGAUGUAUUUUGUCCAAACCUAUAAUCUUGAUUUUUGUUACAUUGCCUUUGAGGGUUACUCAAACACACAUAACUGCUGCCAUUCUCAUCUGAAAAGUUGUUCAAUAAGGUCUUAGCUGAACUAGUUUUCUCAGUCACAUAGAGAUACAAAAUAUGUAAUAUUGCCACUCUUUCAACAGAUUAAAAAGCCUAAUCAUAACUCUCAAACAAUUAAGGGAUUGAAAAAGACUGUAAGUUUUGCUUUCUAUUGAAGCAUCCCUAAGAUCGGAGAGGUAUUGAGAGCUGCAGUUUUUUAACACCGUGAGCUUACACUGAUUACUUCAAGACCCAAGUAAGAUUGCAUAAUAUGUCAAUAAAGUUGUCAUCGUGGAAACUUGAUAUAUAUGGAACUUUACCUAGACAUUCUUUAACACAAACUCUGUUUCUGCUAGCUAAGCAUUCGUUCCCAAAGGUUUCCAGGAGGUUGACUUGUUGCCAGUUG
Arabidopsis thaliana (thale cress) is the source of this 1131-nucleotide messenger RNA. RefSeq names its product proton gradient regulation 5 (gene PGR5). The transcript is spliced from 2 exons. NCBI's taxonomy places the organism in Eukaryota, Viridiplantae, Streptophyta, Magnoliopsida, Brassicales, Brassicaceae. Gene Ontology annotation, biological process: photosynthetic electron transport in photosystem I; response to high light intensity. The record is from RefSeq and is marked reviewed. Bases 173 to 574 code for a protein of 133 amino acids. Gene Ontology annotation, cellular component: chloroplast thylakoid membrane.